This is a messenger RNA of Acytostelium subglobosum LB1, 2157 nucleotides long. RefSeq lists its product as hypothetical. The annotation marks the transcript as partial. The transcript has a single exon. The record is from RefSeq and is a predicted model, not a curated record. Lineage: Eukaryota; Evosea; Eumycetozoa; Acytosteliales; Acytosteliaceae.
AUGAUGACAAAUUAUAAUAAUAAUAAUAAUGUUAUUUUAUUUAUAACAAUGAUGACGUUGGUGGUCGCGACGACUACAAUUACAAUGACAUUAGCAACAUCAGUCACACCUCCAGAAUAUCAUAUUGGUUACCAGGUACAUAGUUGGAAUGAUUUGGAUGAAUGGCAACAGAUGUAUAGGAAGGGUACUCAAUGGAAUAAGAUUGAUUUACAUUAUAUGGAUGCAGAGUUCUGUCGCUCACAAGAUAUCGAUAAUGAUCUGGGCUGCUUUGUGCUCAGCCACGACAUGCCCUCGAGUACAACACGUUACAACACAUCCACCGACGUCAUCAACUUUAUCAGCGCCAAUGCCGACGCCUGGUACAGCCAGUCAGCCAUCAAGAAAUACAUGGCACUCUGCUUCAAGCUCGACGUUGUUGACGUGUGCGACAACUCGUCCACCUCGCAGAACUACAUCGCCCUGGUCACCCAACUCGUCGACCAGUUCGUCUCGACCAUCUCCUCGCACAACCUCAAUCUUGAGGUCAUCCUCGAUGGCUCGGGCGCACCAGUUGGCGCGUGCUUGGCCGGUCUCUGGCAGCCACUCGUCUCCACUUGGAUCAGGAGUCCACACGAGGCUCUAUACUCGGACAACCCCGCACUUGGCUACGAUCGCUUCCAAGUGAUGGACCUGCCAAUCGAGCCCAUCGUGCCAGCAUUUUACUUGGACCUCAUGUGUUUGGAGUCGCCGCCAUACGGCAAGUUCAGCGCAGACAAUGCAACCUACCCAGUGCUCGUAUGGGAGCCAUCGACACAGGCCAUCAUCGAGUCGGUGGCCUCGUCCUACAUCUCAUGCCAACACCGCCAUCCACAGCGCACAUUCUCUCCAAUGCGCUAUGCCACCAACAUCGAUCCAGCCCAGUUGCUGGUGUAUCUCGCGGGCCAGUCAAGCACAUACUCAUGGAAUGCACGACUCAACAGCGAGUCGCCAUCAGCCAAGAAGCAUCUGGGCGCAUCUACCAACUUCUUCAAGCCAUUGGUGGCCGUGGCAACAGUCGAUCGCAUGACCUACACAUUCGCCAUCUUUACCAACGACACCAACAACUAUUAUUACCAUCUACUCGCCUCCAACGGUGAGUUUGGUCAAUUGAAUGAGAUGGGCAUCUUCAUGCUUGGCGGCCACGAGGCCAUGAGCACACUGGUCUCUGUAAACGUUAUCUACAAUCAAUCAUCCGGUGCUCAACUAUUCACCUACGACAUCAAUGGAGCCUACAUGAUAUACUCGAUCACACAGGACCCGGUCCAAUUGUUGCCAGUCGUGUCUGGUCAGCUGGAAGUUGAGACCAGUGGCCAACCAAUAAUCUCCUCGACCAUCAACAUCCUUGGUGCCGUGAACAAUGCUGGAUCAUCAUCAUACAUCGAGUUGGUGCAGUACUAUGCCAUGCCAACCUGCCAUCUGGGCGUCUAUGUAUGGGCCAUCGACCUGACCCAAUCCAACAGCUCCAAGACCAUCAGCUCGCCUGGAUGUCUGUAUCCAAACACUCCAUCAUUCACCGUUGCCAAUCUCACGGCAGUCAGCGCCAACAACUCCAGCUCCUCGUGUGCUUACGACGCGCUGGUAUUCUACUCCUCAGGGGACAGCCAGGAGAUUGGUGGUUUUGCCCUUUGUUUCGAUCAGAACCUCUUUGCCACACUCGUAGCCGGCCCAACUGUGCUGGGCGUUGGUGCCAAUCCUCAGGCAUCCAUCGUCAACUUCCAAGGCAACGACCAUGUGAUGUUAGUCAACGAUCAAGGUUAUUGCUUCAACACCGAAACCAGGAACAAGCGUCCAUACCCCAGGGUAUGCGAGUCGCAAGCCCUCGCCGUCUCUGGCUCCCGUGCACUCAACUACAACUAUGGACUACUUAGUGACUAUCUCCAGCAUGUUCACCAAAACGUGGCAUUCUCUCCAUGCAGUGAGAUCGUGUUGCAUGGUGCCUAUGACCAGGGUAGCUUCCCAUCCAUUGCAAUAUUCCAAACAGUUGAUGCCACUGGUAACUCAACAAUUGGUGUGAUAGAACUACAUCAAGGAGUUCCAGCCGACUUUGUUGAUACCGCCGCCUGUGGUGCACCGACUACGCACGCUGACCUCGUCAUUGACAGCUGGCCAAUCUAUCCAUCACUUCUCAAGGCAUAUCUC